Messenger RNA from Eruca vesicaria subsp. sativa (arugula), 1483 nucleotides. NCBI's taxonomy places the organism in Eukaryota, Viridiplantae, Streptophyta, Magnoliopsida, Brassicales, Brassicaceae. The record is from the annotation of a GenBank genome assembly.
AUGGAACAGCAAUUAACUUUAGUGUUGUUGCCUAACGGCCCCAAAGUCGCCCGCUUUGUCGAAGAAACCCUAGACGACGCCUCCUCCUCCUCUGUUCCUUCCUCCUCCUCCUCCUCCUCCUCGCGAGCCUUUCGAACCUUUCUCAAAUUCUUCGUAUACUUCUCCCUCGUCGCCAUCGCUUACUAUUUCAUCAUCUCCAGCUUCACCGUCCCCUCCCCAGUCUUCAUCUCCCUUGAUUCUCCCACCCUAUCUCCUUCCGUUAACGUUUCAUCGUCAAAGUGUGAUCUAUUCACUGGGGACUGGAUACCUGAUCCAUCGGGUCCUCGCUACACCAACCACUCAUGUCCUCUCAUUCAAGAUUUUCAGAAUUGUAUGUUGAAUGGGCGCCCUGAUGUGAACUACCUCUUCUGGAGAUGGAAGCCUCGUGGCUGUGAUCUCCCUAGGUUCAACCCAUCUCAGUUUCUUGAGAGGGUGAGGAACAAAUGGUGGGCUUUCAUUGGUGAUUCCAUCGCUCGUAACCAUGUCCAGUCUCUCAUCUGCAUUCUCUCUCAGGUAGAAGAAGUGGUGGAGAUUUACCACGACAAGGAGUUCAGAUCCAAGAUUUGGAGAUUCCCUUCUCACAACUUCACGCUCUCUGUCAUCUGGUCUCCUUUCCUUGUCAAAUCCGAAACUUUUGAAAGCAGCUCUGACAUCCACCUUUACCUCGACCGUCUCGACCACAAAUGGACUCACCAAUACUCCAACUUCGACUACGUUGUCAUCUCCGGAGGCAAAUGGUUUCUCAAAGCAACGAUAUUCCAUGAAAACAACAUGAUCACGGGCUGCCAUUACUGCCACGGUAAAUACAAUCUAACCGAACUCGGGUACGAUUACUCUUACCGCAAAACCCUUAAGCUACUUCGGAGCUUCGUCCGUGACUCAACUCACAAACCCUUGGUUCUGUUCCGAACCACAACACCUGACCAUUUCGAAUUCGGAGAGUGGAACACUGGUGGGUAUUGCGACAGGACGAUGCCGUUUAAAGAAGACGAGGCAAAGUUGAAAACCGUUGAUGAUGUGAUGCGUGAGGUUGAGCUUGAUAUGUUUCAGAAAGGUCUUGGAGAAGGUUCCACCAACUUUAGACUGUUGGACACGACAGGGAUGUCUCUUCUCCGACCAGAUGGGCAUCCGGGACCGUACAGGCAUCCGCAUCCUUUUGUUGGAGUGAAGGAUAAGAGCACUAUUCAGAAUGAUUGUCUGCAUUGGUGCUUACCUGGUCCGAUUGAUUCAUGGAAUGAUGUAAUGGUGGAGACCAUACUUAACCGGUAAUAGAAGGGUUCAAAUGUCGAAAUUAUCCUUUACGUCACCGGUUUAUAGCUAUUCCAACUUGUUCGUGUAUAUGGUACUUGUAUAUUUUUCAAUUUUUGUAAUGGUCUUGGAAGAAUAAUGGAUGUGAUAUAUAAUGUGGCACUGUUAUAAAUGAAUGUUGUUUAUCUGCAGAAAG